Messenger RNA from Paramecium sonneborni, 237 nucleotides. NCBI's taxonomy places the organism in Eukaryota, Ciliophora, Oligohymenophorea, Peniculida, Parameciidae. The record is from the annotation of a GenBank genome assembly.
AUGAUUAAAAUAACAAAUCCUCUGAUAAAUUUUAGAAUUAAAAUGAUAAGAGUUUAAUGUAAACCUUAUUAUAAUGUUAAAUUAAUUAGAGAUCAAAUUAUGGAUGUUAUGAAUGAAGAUUUUUAAGAAAAAGAUGGGCAAGGGAGUCUUCAUUUAUUUGUAAAGGAAACCUUAUAAAUGUUUAAGUCAUUUCAAAUAACCAGAUUGCAGUAUACUUUGUAACAGAAAUUGAAAUGA